Messenger RNA from Loxodonta africana (African savanna elephant), 8681 nucleotides. It is a transcript of the gene PCGF3, whose product is annotated as polycomb group ring finger 3. The transcript is spliced from 11 exons. Gene Ontology annotation, cellular component: PRC1 complex. The record is from RefSeq and is a predicted model, not a curated record. Gene Ontology annotation, biological process: regulation of transcription by RNA polymerase II. Lineage: Eukaryota; Metazoa; Chordata; Mammalia; Proboscidea; Elephantidae. Bases 5568 to 6296 code for a protein of 242 amino acids.
UCUGCCCGCGUCCUGGGCACCCCCUCAUCGGCUGGGCCCGCAGGAGCCCGGUACCCUCGGCAGGCCCCGUACCCGGGCAGGACCCAGGGAGGGUCAGACCUUAGCAGUGGUCGCUAAGGAGGGCCGGACCCCGGGACUGGUUACUGGGGAGGGCGAGACCCCGGGAGUGGGCAGAACCCGGCGAGGACUGGACCCGGGGACUGGUCACCGAGGAGGGCUGGGGCUUUGGGACCAGUCACCGAGAAGGGCUAGACCUUAGGAAUGGUCAUCAAGGAGGGCUGUGACCCCGAGACCAGUCACAAAGGAGGGCCAGACCCCAGGACUGGUCACCGAGGAGGGCCAGACCCAGGACAGGUCACUGAGGAGGUCUGAGACCCCAGAAUGGGUCACUCAGGAGGGCUGGGACUCUGGGACAGGUCACCAAGGAUGUCUGGAUUUCAGGUCGGAUCACCAAGAAAGGCUUAACCUUAGGGAUCAUCACCAAGGAGGGCUGGGACCCAAGGACACCAAGGAGGGCCAGACCUCGGGACUUGUAACUGAGGAGGGCUGGGACCCAAGGACACCAAGGAGGGCCAGACCUUGGGACUUGUAACUGAGGAGGGCUGGGACCCAAGGACACCAAGGAGGGCCAGACCUCGGGAGUUGUAACUGAGGAGGGGUGGGACCCUGUGACAGGUCACCAAGGAGGGCCAGACCCAGGACAGGCCACCGAGUAGAUCUGGAUCUUGGGACUUGUCACCGAGGAGGGCUGGACCCCGGGACGUAUCACCAAGGAGGACUGGGGCCCCAGGGCUUGUCACCAAGGAGGGCCGGGACCCUGAAUAGAUUGCUGAAGGGGGCCGGAUCUUAGGAAUGGUCACUGAGAAGGUCCAGGCCCUGGGACAGGCCCAAGAGCACUUCAGGGACCCAGAUACAGCCACCUCCAAUAGGCUGGAACCCUGGACUACGCCAUGAGGAGGGGUUUUACCAUGGUACAAGUCCCCAGGGAGGGCCAGACCCCUGAGAAGUCACUGAGGAAAUGUCUACUCCCAAAAUCUGGUCUGUGACGAGAGCUGGGGCCCCUUAGCCAGGCCCCUAGAGGGUUGUGAUCCUGGGACGGGAUCCAGAGGCACCCAGAAUCUGGCCAGCCUACUCAACAGGACUUGCCUGCUUUGGGAGCCUGGGCCUCUGGGAUACUGGUCACCUGAGCCCCACAGGUGAAACCCAUGCCCCCUUUCCAUGAGGUCCCUGAGUGCCCUGACAUCAUGAACUCCUGGGCCGACCCCACAGACCUUGAGACCGUUCUUAACUGGGGCCCUGGGGCAGGUGUGAGCCAAGGUUGGGGCCCACACUCCUGGCUCUGGGGACUUGGGCUUCAGGGGGCUCCUAGUCCAUACUGGCUCCAUGGCCCAGGCCAACACUGUGUUCACUCCCCAAACCCAGCAACCUGUCCCUACCCUGCUUUCCCAGCCAAGGCCACUGUCAUUUCCUGUCUGAGCCCUUGGUCAGGGUCUGGCUGCUGCAGCUACUUCUGUCCUUCCCCUCCUCCCAGUGGCAUCACCGAAGGAGCCCCAAUCUCAAGGUCGCACAGGUGCACCCUUAUCCCAAGCCUAGAGGAAUUUUCAGUGUCCAGAGAUUCCAGAAGCACGCAGAAGGGGUGGGUGUGAGCCUGGGUGUGUGGGCUUCUGGGAAUUUGGGGAGUAGUUGGCCCAGAGCAGAAAGUUGGAGCUGGUGAGGUUGCAUGUCAGGUGAGUGAGUCAAGCACCUUCCCCUCUCUCCCUCUCCUCCAGGAAAGGGCAGCAUUAAAGGAUCUUAGGGAGGGUCUUUGUUUCUCUGAAACCUGUGAGUCAGCCUUUCGUCUAGAACUUGUCAGUGUUUUCCUUUUAUUUGGAAGUGAUAAUGAGAAAAUAGGGUGCAGUUUUUACUUCGUGAAAUAUUAAAGAACUGGUGGUAUUUGCUGCCUUUGACUUUGGAAGGGCUCCAGAGUGUGGCAAGUGAAAUAAUUCUGGAAGUGUUCGGAGGGAAUGUAAAGGCCAGGAGGGCAGGGGCUGUGCCCGCCUCAGCUCCCAGCACAGGCAGUCUGGUGUAGGGUCAUAUUACUGAGUGAAGGAAGGAAUGAAAGGAAGUAGGGUAUGCUUUUGGAAAAACGGACUUGGGUUGGGACUGCAGACCUAUGCAGCAGUUGGGCAAUAGAAUGAGGCAUAGUCUGAAACUCUGAGCUUGUAGCAUGGCCUCCAGAGAGACAUCAGACUGGUCAAUUUGGUACCUGGUUUUGUGGUACAGCUUCACUUGUUACUUAGGAGAUUUUAGAUUUCAGAUUUUCAUUUUAGAUUUUACUUUAAUGUUUCAUCUUACUUAAUCACAACAGAAUUGUCUCCCUGAAUAGGCCAGCUUAGAAACUUUCAUUUGCCACAUACAACACUUGGGACCUUUUUACUCAUUGCUUAUUUCUGAUUGGUUCUUUUGAUGUUUAUUUUACUUUUUUUCUUUUUAUUUGCUCUGUAAAAUUUUUGGUAAAAGAUUUAGAAAACUGGUUAGUCAAGUUUGGUUGUUGUCAGCCCCUGACUCAUGGCAGCCCCGCGUACAGUGGGAUGGAAUUGUUGUGAUCCAUAGGGUUUUCAGUGGCUCAUUUUCAGAAGUAGGUCGCCAGGCCUUUCUUCCUAGUCUUAGUCUGGAGGAUCCACUGAGACCUAUUCAACAUCAUGGCAACACACAAGUCUCUGCCAACAGAGAGGCGGUGGCUGCGCGUGAAGAGCAUUGGCCGGGAAUGAAACCCAGGUCUCCCUCAUAGUCGGUGAGAACUCUACCACGGAAUCACCACUGUCAUCUUCAUGUUUCGUUAGGCUCUUUUUUUUCCCAUUUUCUAAUUUUUAAAGGUGUAAUUGUGUCAGGUGGUUGUAUUAUUUAUUGUUAUACAACAGAUCACCCCGGAAUUUAGUGGCUGAAAACACCCAUUUAUUUUCUCACAGUGUCUGUGGGUCAUGAGUCUGGGCACAGCUUAGCUGUGUCUGCUGGCAAGGGUCUCACAAGACUGUGCCGAGGGUGUUGGCCGGGGUUGUGUUCUCAUCUGAUGGCUCAACUGGAGGAGGACCUGCUUCCAAGGACGCUCACGUGGCCGUCGGUGGGCGAUGGCAGUUUUCUGCUGUGCGCGUCUGUCCACGGGGCAGCUCACAGCAUGGCAGCUGCUCCUGUCAGAGAGGGCCACAGAGAGCAAGCAGGAAGUCAGUGUUUUUGUCACCUCACCUUAGAAGCGAUUACCCACCACUUUUAUCACGUUCUGUUUGUUAGAAGUGCGUCACUAGGUCCAGCCCGCGCUCAAGGGAAGGGGAAUGGGGAAUACACGGGGUGCACGCCAGGAGUGGGCCGAGUACCCUGGGGUCUCCCAAAGGCCACCUGACCCAGUGGUGUUGUGAGCCUGGCACCUAUCUGGUUUUUAGCUAACGCGGGGCCUCUACCCAAAAAGCAUCCCGGAAGUAAAUUAACAUGAUUACAUGUAUCAGAAAAGAAAAAAAAAAACCCCAGUCGCUCUCGGGUGGGUUCUGACUCCUGGCGACCCCGUGUGCGGAGCUGGUGACUCCGUGUGCGGAGCUGGCGACCCCGUGUGCGGAGCUGGCGACCCCGUGUGCGGAGUAGGACUGUGCUCUGUAGGGUUUUAUGGCGGAUUUUUGGGAAGUAGAUCGCCAGGCCUUCCUUCUGAGGAGCUUCUGGGUGAACUCGAACCUCCAGCCUUUCGGUUAAUAGCCGAGCGCUUAACUGUUCUCAUCCCCCAGGGACUCCGUGAGUGUACGUGCAGCCGCUGUUAAAUACAAGGUCCCAGCAAUCUGAGUGCCUGCUUAGUUGUACAGGUUCCUCUGGUGUCACCAUAUAGUUGACGUCAUUGUGAUCCAGGGACCAAAUACACGAGGGGACAGAAAUCACAAAUAGCGGUUCUCAGCAAUUGUAAGAUAUCAGGCAGUGUUAGGUUUGGAAUACGCACACCGUCAGACCCCUGCAGACCGACCGUGCGUGUGUAGGUGUGUGUGGCAGUGACUUGGAGUGCUCUGUUGGCGCUGUCCUUGUUAGGUGUGUGUGGCAGUGACUUGGAGUGCUCUGUUGGAGCUGUCCUUGUCACUGGCUUCUGCUGAGGAGGACCUGGGAGUUCUUCAGAGCCUUUUUUUAUUUUUUUCUAUUUUAUUUUGCCCCAGAAAUUCUAAACUGACCUCUGUAGGAAGUUUUCCUUGACCAUUCAAAUAUGUAGGGAAAAUUUUGAGGAGCCCUGGUGGUGCAACGGUUAAGCGCUUGGCUGCUAACUGAAAGGUUGGCGGUUCGAACCCACCAGUGGCUUCCUAGGAGAAGGUCCUAGUGACUGCUGCCAUGAAGAUUACAGCCAAGAAAACCCCGUGGAGCCGUUCUGUUCUGUCAUGAGGGGUCGCGAUGAGUUAGAAUUGACUCGAUGGCACCUAAAAACGGCAGGGAAAAUUUUGAUCCUUGUACGCUUAGUUAUUUGUGUCCUUUUAAGAAUAUGGUAUAAGGUGUGAGAUCAUGAAACUUUUCAGAUAGUUGUUCCUCGUAAGGAAAUCACUACCCAGGGAUUUGCGAGACGUAGGAACUCACUCUGUCCAGGAGCCUGCCAGUCCUGGGCCCAUGCCUUCCAUCCUGGAGAGAGCCCAGACCUCUAGACACCGUGUCUUUUUCUGGCAUUGCCAGGAGUGAGCGUGGCACAGGGCUGGCGAGGCAACCACCCAGAGGCCACAUGGGAGGCCCUCUGGAGGGCUCGUCCCAGGAUGCAGGUACCUGAUCCCACUACGUGGAAGGAGACCCCCCACCACCCUACUCUCAGGACCACCCAAGGCUCCACUUUGGCGUCACCAGCUGCUACCUCCUCAGCCCCCCUCAGGCCUGCAGAGGGGGCUGCUAGUGUGGGAGACACAAGCCAAUGAUUGGAAUUAUGUGGGUUGUUCGAUUUGGAUUAUAAAGCGAGGUGUGCUUGUGGGCCUAUACCGUGACUUUUUAAUCUGUGAAAUGGCAGGAUUUGUUUCAUUUGGAGACUUAUUGGGUUAACUGUCAGAAUUACAUUUAAAGAUGUAAUUGUUCUGUGACUAUUGAAGAACGUCAAGGUGUAGGGAUAGUUUCCUAUUGUUUGUUUCUCACUGUGCUUUUAAUAUUUGCUGUGACCACAGCAAAGAUGCCGCACGGUGCUUCAAACUAUGGGGUGAUUAUUCUUCGAUUCUACAAGUUAAUAUUUUAUCUUCAAAUUGGAAAAAGACAUUUGGUCUUUCAGAAUGAUAAAACGCUAUCUUUUCUGCCUGCAGCUUUUCUCCUUACAGAACUGAACGAUACCAGAGCCACAAUGACAGAGAAGAACACCCACGAGAGACUUAACCUAUGAGGACAGAGGACUGAGGCUUUCAAAAUGUAGUAUGCGAUUCUAGGCUGCCACUUACAGAAAAUGGGAAAAAAGCCAGGGACCGAAGGAAGGAGCAGACGUGCAGAACCUGAGUACAGAGUGAAGCAGCUAACAAGAAGCAGUAACGUGGAAACCAUCGCCUAAAGCGAUCCAUGCGAAGGCAGAGAGGAGGAGAACCCGGCAUCUAGAGGAGAAGCCAAAGAUGUUGACCAGAAAGAUUAAACUUUGGGACAUCAAUGCCCAUAUCACGUGCCGCCUGUGCAGCGGCUAUCUCAUCGACGCCACCACCGUAACCGAGUGCCUGCACACCUUCUGCAGGAGCUGCCUGGUAAAGUAUCUGGAAGAAAACAACACCUGCCCUACGUGUAGAAUUGUCAUCCACCAGAGCCAUCCUCUGCAGUACAUUGGUCAUGACAGAACCAUGCAAGAUAUUGUUUACAAAUUGGUACCAGGCCUCCAAGAAGCGGAGAUGAGAAAACAGAGGGAAUUCUACCACAAACUGGGCAUGGAGGUACCUGGAGACACCAAGGGGGAGGCUUGUUCUGCAAAACAGCACUUAGAUUCUCAUCGGAAUGGUGAAACCAAAGCAGAUGACAGCUCCAACAAAGAAACGGCAGAAGAGAAGCAGGAAGAGGAUAACGAUUAUCACAGAAGUGACGAGCAGGUGAGCAUCUGUCUGGAAUGCAACAGCAGCAAACUCCGAGGGUUGAAACGGAAAUGGAUCCGCUGCUCGGCCCAGGCGACAGUCUUACAUCUAAAGAAGUUCAUCGCCAAAAAACUUAAUCUUUCAUCUUUCAAUGAGCUGGACAUAUUAUGCAAUGAAGAAAUCCUUGGCAAGGACCACACACUCAAAUUUGUAGUUGUCACUAGGUGGAGAUUCAAGAAAGCCCCUCUACUGCUGCACUACAGACCCAAGAUGGACCUGCUGUGAGUGGUGGGGCUCGCCGCGCAGCACAGACUUGGCCCGCGCACCCGGGCGCCCCACAGACAGACCGCGUGGCCGGGCGGGAGCGCACACGGCGACUUCACUGCAGACAGAACGUCGCCUCCGGGUGUCGCGCGGACCAGAUUUCUGAAUAGAGAAUAUUUAUAACUUUUUGUAUGAGAGAAUUCACAACUCAACAAGACACUACCAGCACCGCGUUCACAGAUGAUGAAAACACUUCACAGUCCACGUAGCCGGAGAGCGCUCGCCUCCCUCCUGGCUUCCGUUCGCAGGCGGCGGCCUCCACGCGGUGGGACGCCCAGGGACAAGCUCACCUCUGACACAGACAGCCUUUGCUUGCUUUCCAGGUCCUGAAAAUCUCAGUUCGUUUCAGUUCAGUUCAUGAGUUCGGUUUCACGAUAAGCCUCAAAAAUACGUGUACUUCUCUUGACUCCUUCCUAACUUAUUGAAAAAAAUCCCUUCUCCUGGUGAAUGACGAUAUUUAUGUUGCCUUUAGCUUCUUGAAGACUUAGAAAAUAUAUAAAAAUUUUAAUUUAAAAGCAUACCAAAAGAGGUUUCCAUUAAUAUUAUGAUUUAACCGUGGUAUUUAAUUUUCCACAUGAUAACACAGAACAAAGAGUAGCUCCCCUCACUUACCUUUGGGCUGUGUGACAGCCUGAGGCCGUGAUCACUUAGUGUAGCUGCCCACGCUCCUGGGGCCCGUGGGGGGCAGACACGUGCCCCCUGGGCCGGGCGUGGGGCCCAGGCGGGAGCGAGGCACCUUCGUCACCAGAAUGUACCACUGUUCAUGAAGACAGGGCGCUUGAAGUCAUGUUCAUUCUUCUCACUGCGUUCAGCAGGCUGGACUAGGGGUAGCUUUACCCACAUAACACUGGUGUGCAGAACAAGUCCUGUUUUUAAAAAUCACUUUGAUUAAAAUGGGUACACAUGGUCCCAUGCCAUCAUUUCAUUUCCCGUUUUCAUUCUGCUGCGAGAGAGGUAGUGUGGUUUGUGUUGUUUCUUUAGGAGCCCGAUGCAGUAGGUGAGUCUCCUGAACGGCACGGCCACAUUGCAAGGGUGAUGCUUGUUGGGGAAAGCCAGCGUGUUUACACGCAUCCCACCUCUGACACCCACGGGCACACACGUGGCUUCGACCAUGGUCCCCCUUAAAGCAGCCAGGUAUCUGGAUAAUUGCCACAGUGCCCCGUUCCUUGCUGUUCACGGAAAGACCUCGUUACUUCACGGCUGCCGUUAACGGAAGUGGAUUUUAUAAGCCCAGCACUUGAGAUACCUGGGGGUAGGCAGGUCGAGGGACUCGGAACGAAACCCAUUCCGUGCAGUAGAAGUGGCUUUUUGAGUUACUCCAUAACCUCCAACACCAGCCACAGUCAGCAGGCACUUUUGUUAACCCCUCACCCCUCCCAAAUGUUAGUAUUUUUACCAAAUUAGAGAAUAAACCGUUUCCCUGCACAUAAACACUUGUUCCUUUAAGAUAAUAACUCAAAAUUGUGAAGGCAAGAAUGAGGAGAAAAGAGCCAUUUUCCAGAGUGGCUCAAGGUCUUGGCGUUUUCACUGUUACCUCCUGAAGUCACUUCAUCCAGACGUUGUGUGUUUAUUUCUUGGUGAACUUUUGGGUUCCUCAUCCCCUUUUUGUAAACCUUUACCCCACGGUACAAGGUGGGCCAGUUUAACCUGUGACAGGUGCCGUUGGUGCCAACUGUGUCAUGACCCAGACAAGGCUGCCUUGUGCCCUGGGUGCCGAGGUGGGUGUCCAGAGUGGUUCUCUGACGGGGUCCCUGAGAGCUCGGUUCUUCAUGAAGUGUUUCAUGUUAGUGACUAGCAUUUUUUUUUUUUUUCUUGAAUUUUCUUUGAAAGUUACGGUUGGGCUCAUCAACAUUCAAUUUUGUUUGCUUUUUCUUCUGCUUCCUAUGUCAUAUACAGAAAACGUUGGAGGCAGCUACUAAUGAGACCUAAUUUUAGUUGUGAGAAACACAUUCAAAUUAAUUCAGCCCAAGUGAUUUUAAUGUAAGGCCUUUUUAAAACAUAGAAACAGGUUCUUUGUUCGGAAUUGUUCAAAACGCGCCUGUUUUAGCCCAUCAGCUCCCAGCACUGUUUGAAUCGUUCAGUUACCUAAGCUUGCUAUUCAUCCAAGCCAUUUUUUAGAGUCACUCUCCAAGGGUUUAAAGAGUAGAUAUGUGUGAGUAAAUAUUACCUGUCUACCUCAAAUAUGCACACUGCUGAAGCAUUCUGUCAUACCGUGUGUUAUCAUCCCAGGGCAGUUUUCAGUAUACUGUUAGAAUUUAGGUAUUUUCCCAUGUGCUGAAACUGAGGAAAAAGUAAACGGCAUGAACAUCCAAAUUCAAAUAAAAUUAACUCGCAGUUCAGAUUCAA